ACAACGGGGUGCGAGAGAGACUGCCCUCCUCGGCUGGAGAGCAAGCGCGGCCAAUAGGAGGUGGAAAAGAGUCAGGAGGUGUCGCUUGAGAAAACUGAGGAGGUGGAGAUCGUGCGGAAAGCCCGGCCAAUGAGUGGAGCCGGGGGUGUGGCUGGGGCGCCCCUGGCGCCAGCGCUGGGAAUCCCCGUGCACUAAGUGCCGUUUCCGCCCGGCCUGCUGAGGAGGAGCUGCCGGCCGUUUGCUGUUGCUGCGGAGGGGGAGGGGCCGUGGCUGCUUGUGGCCGCUGCGCUGUGGAGCCAAGCUUUCGGUCCCGCCUGCCGUCUAGGAAACACCGUGGCGCCAAGCAGGGCCUAGUGCCGGGAGCCCGGGCAACGGGCCGGACAGGUUUCCCCAUGUCCGUGACGUGUUGGCCGAGGCUCUGCGGCUGCUCCCCGCCCUUGGAGCUGCCAGUCGCUACCCUUUGGACUCCGUGAUCCCUGACAAACGUCAUGAGCAUUGCAAUCCCUCUGGGAGUCACCACACCAGAUACAUCUUAUUCAGAUAUGGCUGCUGGAUCCGACCCAGAGUCUGUGGAAGCUAGCCCAGCUGUUGGUGAGAAGAAUGUGUAUGCAAGUCACGGCUACGGAGCCUCCCAAAGGCAUAACUACCGAGGGCUGCCUUAUGCAGAUCAUAAUUAUGGAGCCCCUCCUCCUCCGACCCCUCCUGCUUCUCCCCCUGUCCAGACCAUCAUCCCUCGUGCAGAACUGAAUGGCCUACACUCUCAUGAUGAGGAAAAUUCUGGGGACACAGAAAGCUCUUCAGAGGCAGAAUCCAUUCCCAACUGGUGUCACUGCAGUCUCUCCCAAGAUGGCUUCCUCAUCAAAUGUGAGAAGUGCAGGGGAAUCGGCAGAGGAAAAGUGAUUAGACUCCGUCGCCGGAAGCAAGACAACGUGUCAGGUGGAGAUAGCAGUGCGACUGAGAGCUGGGACGAGGAGCUCUCCCCAUCCACGGUGUUAUACACAGCUACGCAGCAUACCCCCACAAGCAUCACUCUGACAGUCAAUCGGGUCUGUAGAACCAAGCCCAAGAAGAGGAAAAGGAAUACAGAGAGAACUCGUGCUGCGCCAAAGGCCAAAAAAAUCAAGGCUUUUAGAGAAGGUUCACGGAAAUCUUUGCGGAUGAAGAACUCUCCUUCAGAAGCCCACGCCCUGGAUGAAAAUACGGCAGAGGGGUGGGAGAACCGCAUAAGGCUCUGGACUGAUCAAUAUGAAGAAGCCUUCACUAACCAAUACAGUGCUGAUGUGCAGAAUCUUUUGGAACGUCAUCUCAAUGCCAAUAAAGAAUUUGUGGACAAGGCUGCUGUGCUGGAUACAAUCAAUAAGACAGAGUUGGCUUGUAACAACACUGUCAUUGGAUCCCAGAUGCAGUUACAGCUUGGGAGAGUGACACGGGUUCAGAAGCACCGGAAGAUCUUGAGGGCAGCCAGAGAUCUGGCUGUGGAUACCCUUAUAAUUGAAUAUCGUGGGAAAGUGAUGCUGCGACAGCAAUUUGAGGUCAAUGGGCAUUUCUUCAAAAAGCCGUAUCCCUUUGUGCUAUUCUACUCCAAGUUCAGCAGUGUUGAGAUGUGUGUUGAUGCUCGCACUUUUGGCAAUGAUGCCAGAUUCAUCAGGCGCUCCUGUACACCAAAUGCAGAGGUUCGUCACGUGAUUGCAGAUGGGAUGAUUCACCUGUGCAUAUAUGCAGUUACAUCCAUUGCCAAGGAUGCAGAGGUCACCAUUGCCUUUGACUAUGAGUACAACAUCUGCAACUAUAAAGUGGAUUGUGCCUGUCACAAGGGAAACCGGAAUUGUCCUGUGCAGAAACGCAGCCUGAAUGCUAUAGAGCAGCUACCUCCACCUAUUCUAGACACUUUGAUUGGAGCAGAGACUAGGCGUCGGAAAGCCCGCCGGAAGGAGUUGGAACAGCGAGGUGCUGCUUCUGAUGAGAACAGCAAUCCACAGGCAGAGGAAGUCCCUGAGGAACCUGCUGCAGCCACUGAUGAUGAGGCUGCAGACAAAGAGGAGAAACAGGAGGAAGAAAAAGAAGCAAUUAUGGAUGAGCAGGGAGGCCUCACUCAGAGCAGACGGACCCGAGAAGAUAGGAAGGUAGAAGCUAUCAUGCAUGUGUUUGAAAAUCUGGAAAAAAGAAAGAGGAGGAGAGAUCUUCCGUCAGACCGGAGCAGCACAGAAGCAGAGGUGGUAGUUACUGCUGAGACUCCAGAAACGGAAGAAGUAAAAUCUGAGCCAAAUGAAACUGAAGAUGGCAGUUUGGCUUCAAAUGUUUCUGUGCCAAGUGCCCCUGCCUCUGCCAGCAGCAUUGGGGUGAACACCCGGAGAUCCUCACAGGCUGGGGAGACAGCUGCAGACAAACCAAACUCUAAGACAGCACCAUCAAGGCCAGCCAGACCACGGCCCAAAAGCCGUUUUUCCCGGUACCGGAGUAGUUCGGCACAGCGCCUGAGAAGGCAAAAGCAAGCCAGUUCCCAGCAGUCUGAGCUCUCCCAGGCAACUCCAGAGGAGGGAAUCAGCAUGAGCACAGUAGCAACAACAGAAGUCAAUAGCAUGGAAGGCCCUGGUGAAGGGAAGCAAUUGAUGGGGUCUGACCUAGCUGCGGUUGCGGUUGCAGGAUCCCAGGCAAACCGGAAUGCACUCAAGUAUCCCAAAACGAAAAAGUAUUUAGUUACAGAAUGGCUGAAUGACAAGGCAGAGAAACAGGAGUGCCCCAUCGAAUGUCCUUUACGUAUCACCACUGACCCAACUGUGCUGGCUACCACCCUCAAUAUGUUGCCAGGCCUUGUCCACUCUCCCCUCAUCUGUACCACACCCAAACACUACAUCCGUUUUGGCUCCCCCUUCACCCCAGAAAGGAGGAGACGACCACUUCAGUUGGAUGGGAAUUACAGCUCAUGUAAAAAGCGCUGGAUAAAACAAGCUCUGGAAGAAGGGAUGACUCAGACCUCAGCUGCUUCCCAAGAGAACAGAGCUCAGUGUCUAUACCAAAGUAAUGAGAGCAGUAGCGCUUCUGGCAUCUGCAAGGAAAAUGCAGACUUGUUGAGUCCCCUGAAGAAGUGGAAGUCUCGCUAUCUGAUGGAGCAGAGUGUUACCAAGUUACUGAGGCCACUGUCUCCAGUCACUCCCCCACUUGCUGGCCCCUCGGUUCCUGACUCACUGAGCCCACACCUCACCACAUCAUCCUCAUCUAUGCCAGGAGAAGAGGAAAGCCGCAGCGGCGUGAUCUUCUCACCGAUUCCCUCUUUGGCUGCUAGCCGUUGCAAUACUCCACUACAGUUUGAGAACGUAUCCUCCCCUGAGAGUUCCCCUGCGCAUAGGCCCGAGUCCCUGUCGCCCGAGCUCUGCCUCAGGACGGAACUUGACAUGCCAAAGGCAGGACUUCUGGAUGCCAGCAGUACCAGCUGCCCAGAGAGACCAUUGCUGCUCCCUUCAGGACAUUCUGAUCCAGCCUCCCAACCCUCGGAGACCAGUUUCCCAGGAAAGAGUGGGGAAGCCCAGACGCUGCUAAGAAGCUCUGACCAGGCUUUUCGGACAGAGUUUAAUUUAAUGUAUGCCUUCUCCCCUUUGAAUGCUAUGCCCCGGGCAGAUGGAUUGUUAAGAGAAUCUCCUCAAAUGGCUGAUGGGAAACCUCUAAAUCCAGAUAGGGGCUGCUGCAGUUCUCCUGCAGAGGGAUACUUUGGCAGACAUGAGCAGACACUUCUCAAAGAAUCUGCACACGGAUCCAUGGCCCCCUGUGGUGAGAGAGCUUGUGAAGGAGUUAAAUCUGUCCCUCAGAAUCCACCACAGAGGAAAAAGGUGUCUCUGCUGGAGUACCGCAAACGGAAGCAAGAAGCCAAGGAGGGAGGGGAUUCUGCUCGAUGCACUGGGACACCCACUCGACUGGGCAACAGCUGCUCUGUGGCAGAUGUGGAUACCGGUGUUAUUCAGAGCUUGGGAGGCCGUGCCCUGUCCUCCCCGCAACAUGGGUUCUCCCCCUCACAUUCCUCUAUGUCUCACUUAGAGGAAGUUAGCCCACCAGAACCAAGAGGGACUACGCACUGCAAAUCUCAGGACAGCAUCAGCAGUAGGUGGAUGGUGCCCACCUCAGUGGAGCGGCUCCGAGAAGGCCGUGGUAUUCUGGAGAAGGUUUUGCGCAGCAGUGCAAAGAUUUCUCAGAGAGGAGAGCCCUCACCCACUGGGGACAGCAUGGGGGAGAGAGAAGCAGAUACUGUGGAGGGAGACAUGACAGACCCCCUUAGCUCUGCCAUCAAGGGACCAGCAGUUUACAGUCCUUCUCGAUACAGCUACCAGCUCUUGCAAUCUGACAGCCCACGAGCAGAGUCACAGGCCCUUCUUCAGAGCUCCUCGCCCUACCGAGGACAUCCCAUCCCGUCCCCCGGAUACAGCUACAGGUCUCAGUCGCAGAGAACAGGGCACCUUCCCUCUCACGGUUCCUCCGAAACCUCCCUUUCCUCCACCCCUUCAGUUUCCACGGACUCCUCAGCCCUGUUUGCAGGGAAUUCUGGGUAUUAUAGCGGCCAGCAACAUUCUGGCAGUGGGGUCCUGAAGAAGAACUGUCCAGCAGCUUCUGCUCCCAGCCCUGCCCAGACCGCUGCCGCAGACUGUUUGCCCUUCUCUGAAUCAGGGCCUCAUCCCUGCGUGGGAACUGCCAGCUGCACUUCUUCUUCUUCUUCCUCCUCCUCCUCUUCCUCUUCUUCUAGACCCUUGCAGUCGGACUUGCGGACUAUCAACCCCUCCAGCUCUGGGCAACCUGCUCUCUAUCAGAGCUCCAGAGCAGCAGCACUUUCCAGUUCACAGCACUACUCACACCGAGGGGGAGGAGGCAGCAUCCAUCAGUACAGACUGCAGCAACUUCCAGGGUCGGGCGUCAAGACUCAGACAGGCCUCUCUUAGGGCAGGACAGAAUCGCCCACUGUUCCUUCCGGCAGAAGCUCAUGGGGGAGCAAUGCUGGAAUGGGAAAGGGCCACAGGCUGCCAGCCACCCCUGGCUUUGGAAGGAGAAAGUGGCAGCAGCAGAGCCUGUAGCAAAGCAUCUUCCCAAUGCCUGGGUACAUUGUAGAAAGCAAAUGGUGCUGAUUGGCAUGGCCUCUUUGCCUACCUGUGCCCGUAGCUGUAGUCAUCUGGGUGGGUAGGAAAGCUUGAAUAUGAAACCAGUGCAAAUCAGAAAAAUAGG
Molecule: messenger RNA, 5202 nt
Organism: Hemicordylus capensis (graceful crag lizard)
Lineage: Eukaryota; Metazoa; Chordata; Lepidosauria; Squamata; Cordylidae
Gene: SETD5
Product: SET domain containing 5
Exons: 24
Coding region: 489-4922 (1477 amino acids)
Molecular function (GO): protein binding
Source: RefSeq, a predicted model, not a curated record